This is a messenger RNA of Psilocybe cubensis, 1425 nucleotides long. RefSeq names its product Glucose-induced degradation protein 4-like protein. Gene Ontology annotation, cellular component: GID complex; extrinsic component of membrane. The transcript is spliced from 4 exons. The coding region runs from base 1 to 1425 and encodes 474 amino acids. Lineage: Eukaryota; Fungi; Basidiomycota; Agaricomycetes; Agaricales; Agrocybaceae. Gene Ontology annotation, biological process: protein targeting to vacuole; proteasome-mediated ubiquitin-dependent protein catabolic process; protein catabolic process in the vacuole. The record is from RefSeq and is a predicted model, not a curated record.
AUGCCCUCCGAGCAAUACGCACAGCACGCCCCUCCCGAGCACGCCCUCCAGCCAACAGACGCCCAGAAGCUCUGCUACGCUUGCCAGAACACCCUCCAGGACCCUGCGGCGUCCCUCUAUUGCACCACAUGUCGCCCGUCUGCCACCCACCACGACCAGCAGCAUCCAGCACAGCUCCCCAGGCGGGCCCAGGAGCACCAGUCUCUGCCUGAACCACAUCCAGCAACCCCGUAUCGUCCACCAACUCCCCCACCAUCCUCUCCAUAUGCAUCAGCAAAGAAAGCCACCUUGUCAACGCUGCAGUGCAGCGGUGUCAGCACUAACAUAGCCUCCCCCACAUCUCCGAGUCCCUCAUCUGUGCAUCGAUCCCAGCAGAGCCAACACCAGCACCAGUACCAGCAACAUUUUGCGGCUGAGACACCGGCAGCGGCAGUCCCACAGCGCUACAAUGGAGCUGGUGCGGUCGCGGGGAGCUCCCAGAGCUAUCUCGAUCCUCUCGUGGAUAUCACCCGUUUGCGCAUCCGGACCCGUGCGCACCAUUGUCUGUACCCCGGGGCGAUGUUCCAGGGCACCCAGAAGAGCGGCAGGAACAGCUACGACGUCAACGUGACCAUCGUGGACGUCAAUUUCGCUGCAUCGACACUGUGUGGAUACCUCCGAAUCCGUGGGCUGACAGACGACUGGCCGGAACUGACAACGUACUUUGACGCUGAGAUUAUUGGGAACCGGUAUGGAUUCCUCACUCAAAACUGGGGCGCCUCGCAGCAUGAGGAUAUCGUGCAUUGGUCCCGAUUCCCUGCAUUCAAACAUAUCAGGCAUGAAGCCCAGCGACCGUAUAUGACGCUCGAUGACAGGGACCGCGGAGUCGUGUUUAUGCGCUGGAAGGAGCGGUUCCUUGUUCCGGACCAUCGCGUGCAGGAUAUCAACGGUGCUAGCUUUGCAGGGUUUUACUAUGUAUGCGUCGAUUUUAACCCACCAGCGACGCCCGCUUCACCGACACCCACCCUCCCUUCCUGCGACUCGGCACUUGACGACAGCGGCAACCUCGACUCGGCGCCGAUCCACCACAUGCCUGCUAUCACACCGGAAGACGAGGAGCUCGCCGCUCACCAGCAACAUGCACAGGCGGGCGCGGGGGUAGACAUGGGGAUGAUGGAUCUGGACAUGGAUAUGGGGAUGGAAGAUCUGCAGAAUCCGUACAGCACGAGCACGUCGCCGCCGCGCGCGUCGCGGGUUAAGGCUCCUGGACGGUCGAGGUCGAGGCGGGCGUCGAGUGUGAGGAGGCGUGGGCCGUCGUUGGCGCCUGUCAGUCCUGCUGUGGCGACGAUGAGUGGGUUUUAUUAUCAUCAGAAUUCUGAGCCAUAUCAGCAAUUAUCCUUGGCCCACGUUCCAGAAUCGACCAGCUCAAGCUUCGAGUUCCGCUGA